AUGGCUUAUGACCGAUGUGCUGCUAUAUGUGAUCCACUAUGUUAUGCAAGCAUUAUGAGCAAACGAGUAUGCCGACAGCUGGUGGGUGGUGCAUGGACAAUGAGUUUUUUGUAUGCAUUGAUCAACACGCUGCUUCUGUUGAAUGUGAAUUUCUGUGGGCCCAAGGAAGUCAGCCACUUCAUCUGUGAGCUCCCUUAUUUGCUACCUUUGUCCUGUACUGAGACUUUGGCUAAUGAUGUGGUUCUCCUCACUUCUGUUGUGACAUUUGGACUAAUGUCCUUCCUUCCUAUUGUGAUCUCCUACAUUCACAUCAUCUCCACCAUCCUGAGGAUACACUCUAGUGAGGGCAGGCGGAAAGCCUUCUCCACCUGCAGCUCCCACCUUACCAUGGUGGGUUUGCUGUAUGUGGCAGCCCUUGUCCAGUACAUGAAUUUCAGUGCUACCUCCUCUGUACUUCUAGAUGAGCUAUUCUCUAUCCAGUACAGCAUUUUAACCCCCAUGUUAAACCCCAUCAUCUAUAGUCUGAAAAAUAUGAAAUUGCAAAAAGCUGUCAUGAAAAUACUUGUAAAGUUUAAGUUUCUCAAGUAUGGCACUAUACAUGAUCUUCACUAA
Molecule: messenger RNA, 612 nt
Organism: Alligator mississippiensis (American alligator)
Lineage: Eukaryota; Metazoa; Chordata; Crocodylia; Alligatoridae
Product: olfactory receptor 5V1-like
Exons: 1
Coding region: 1-612 (203 amino acids)
Biological process (GO): G protein-coupled receptor signaling pathway
Cellular component (GO): membrane
Molecular function (GO): olfactory receptor activity
Source: RefSeq, a predicted model, not a curated record